AUGUUUGUAGCCGCUUCGGCACCACCCACCAGCUCUAGUGGUGGAGACGGUUACAAUUGGCGCAAGUACGGCCAGAAGAAUAUCAAGGGCCAUCAGUUGACCAGGAACUACUACAAGUGCACCUAUCCAGGUUGUCGGGCCAAGAAGCAAGAAGAGAAGAACUCCACAGAUAACAAGUGCAGCAUCCAGUACAAGGGGAGACAUGUCCACGCACUCCCAGUUGCAAAGGGUGAGAAUACAAAGAGGUUAGAAGAUAUUGAGCCGGGAAAGUCCAAUAUCAAUGCCCUGAUCAAUAAGGACGACGAGACCGACAACUACCUGUCGUUGGAGGAGUUCACCGACUCGGAACUAUCCAAACAAGACAAGAGUAAUAGUGCGCCAGACAUCUCGGCGUAUUAUGAUGACGAAUAUGACGACGCCAAUGCGCACACGGUUGUCAUCGAGGCCGACUCGAUGGACAAACUGCUGAGCGAUGGUUACCAGUGGAAGAAGUAUGGCCAGAAGUACGUGCGUGGCAGUGUCUACCCCAAGAGCUACUAUAAGUGCACGACGAGUGGCUGCCAGGUCAAGAAGCCACAGGUAGUAGUAUUGGCGUCAAUUUUAGCAAUCGGUAACAACGAUGUGCUGCCUCCCUUCUCCUCGUCGUCCAUGUUUAUGUCCAUGGUUAUGUCCAAAGCCGGAUGCAGCAUAUAA
Molecule: messenger RNA, 693 nt
Organism: Acytostelium subglobosum LB1
Lineage: Eukaryota; Evosea; Eumycetozoa; Acytosteliales; Acytosteliaceae
Exons: 3
Coding region: 1-693 (230 amino acids)
Biological process (GO): regulation of DNA-templated transcription
Molecular function (GO): sequence-specific DNA binding; DNA-binding transcription factor activity
Source: RefSeq, a predicted model, not a curated record